UUUAUUGAAAAUGGCAGUGGUGCAUUGUGGGCGAUCACGCUGUAUGUUUUGACUACAGAUGACCCGGCUACCAUUGUAAGCGUGCUGAGCUUUUUCGAGAUAUUUUCUGAUCUUCAUUGUUUUGUUUGUCACACCGAAAGGACAUGAAGUGACAGAUGUGUGAUCUGAAGAUGAAAUAUAAGGGCCUUGACAUCCAUCACACGAGUAGCCUUCCUUCAAUUUUGGAUAAAUACGUGUCAACCGGAUGUAUCAAACAGGACACUGAGAAAAAACAAUUUAAGAAACAGAGUCGGGUCGGUGAGGAUGAGGACGGCCGUGCCGAAGGUUUCCUGGUGUCCCCCCCUAGUGACCUAGAGGAGGAGGCCAAGAUCCAACAGAAAACCAUCCUGGCUCAGCGCCACCUAGAGGUGUACAGGAACAUGCACCUGCUGCAGGGUGGCAUGCGCCGUCGCUAUGCGGCGUUGCUGAGGCAGAAAGUCAGCAAACAGAGACAGGAGAUUAAACAGCGCGAGCCACCCACCCAUAAACCCCCAGAGAGCUCAAAAGAGCAGCUGCAGGGCGGAGUCACAGGGCAGAGGUUGCCGUUCUGUGCUCUCUCUCACAACGACGCAUACCUGAGGUCUCUGCCCAAAACCGGCUACUACCUGAUUGUGGAGCUGCAGAACCAGCUGGCCCAGCGCGGCUGUCUGAAGACCCAGCAGGACCAGGAGCGUUUCUGGUCCAUGGUGGGGCAGAACCGCAAUAAGGCCCGGCUCGAGUCCAGACUGAGGGAGAUCCAGGGGAUCAUGAUUGGUGGAAGGUCGGCUCCUCCUGAUCGGAGAUCAGUGAGAUUCGCUCAGAAGGAGACAUUUGGACCAGCCCCUAUAAUAAAGAUCACUACAGGUGGAGAAAGUCACCAGGAAGAAGCUGUGCUUUCCGAGGGGGAGCCGGGGCACCGUCUGCGGGGCAAACGCCCCCAGGAACGGGCCGAGAUUGAGCAAAUGUUUCCCAAGGUAACUGUGCCCAAGUUUGCGACCCUACAGCCUGGCUUUCUGGAGCAGUUCAAACCCAGGACCCUUUCCCAGCUGAAGAUAUGCGAGCCACCACAAAAGACAAGGGAAACAGAGCUGAGUGUGCUAAAGCUGCGUCUCAUGCACAGCCGUUCCCUCACCAACAUGGCCGCCACACAGAGACUGCUGAAUGGAAAGAGAAUGUCCCUACACUGGGAAGAGGAGAACAGCAUCCGUAGCCUGAUGCAGUAUGUGUUCCCUACUGAUGACUCAAGAGUGAAGCAGAAGUGCACUGGGAAACAGUUCCUGCCUUGCUUACCACCUAAGACCACCGUGAAAGAGACUUCUGCCCCUUCUCCACAACAUAACACAGCACCCCCAACACGCAUCACAACUCCUGAGGGGAUCCCAGCAGAAGCAGAGAUAGUUGCCCCAAAGCCCCCUGACCCUUUAACCUUGGAGGAGGUCAGUCAGCAACACACUGUGGUGGUCAUAGACCGUCUCUGUAAAACUUGGACAAAUUAUGUUGGGAAUUCCAACACGUUGGAAAGUCCAGAAAGUCCAUCGGUCCUAGGAACCUCCACAACGAUGACACUGUCCACAACAACAAAACCUGAAGCAGAAAAAAGUGAGAAUGUGCCCAGUUAUGCUAUGCUAGAAUUUGGACUGUGAUGCUGUGAGGGCAGGUACCAGUAGGGGACCCAGAAUCUGAGAAGGGGCCCAACUCUGCUUCACAGAAGAAACUGAACAUACUGCAAGAACGUGGUGAGAGGAGGACUGUGACUGAGCAGGCCUUUUGAGCUCUAUGAGGCACUGCAUUACAUGUGAAUGACGAACAAAACCAUGUGAUCUUUGUGAGCGUUGUGUGUUAUGUUAUGGUGUGAAUGGUUUUAAAGAGAGAUAUCAAGUUUACAGAGUUUUACGGAGAUAGCAAGAAAUUCUUGAUCUUUUCAUAAUCAGGAUAUAUGCUAAUUAACUAUCAGUUGUGCCUUUCAGCCUUUGUAUUAUUUGUGAAGCUUGAUAUUGCUUCAGAUCUUAACUUGUUCCGCUUCUGAGUGUUUUUAAGUAUCUUCAAUGUUUCAGUUAGCUAGGUUCAAUAAUACCAAUAUUCGUGUUAUAAUUAUUAAAAGAAACUUUACUUUGUAGUAAAAAUGAAUUUUACUAAGUUAUUUCCCUUUUGACCUGCUGGGUGGCUCAUCUUGUUAAGGCAUGAUCUAGUACACAAGUGGGCCCCACAGUGUGGUACAGAAUCCAGGCCAUGCCAGUGACGCCCGUGGCUGGCAGCCAGGUGCUGCAAUACACAGCUGACACUUGCUUCAACCAGUGAUUGGACGGUAUUAGUCUGCAGGGAUGGUAAUGCCUCACUGCAAAUAAGUGAUCCUUGCUGGUUGAACGGGUGUCUGCAGUUCCACCUGUUAAACUGCAUAACUAGUGCCUUCCUCCAACUCAUGUCUGUGUGUGCCUGACUUUUAAAAUGUGGUGUGAUAGGAGGCUGCAGCUGGUAUCAGCACAUGCUUAUCUGGGCAUUUCCCAAUUGAUAGCAGUGGAUGCAGCGAUGAGCAAUGAAAAAUGAUUAGCCAUUUUUAUAUGUACAGUACAGUAUAUGGACAGUAAGUACUGGGACAGAGACUGUUUUUUUUUUUUUUUUUGGCUCUGUCCUCCAACACACCAGAUUUGAAAUGGACCAAUGAAUAAGAGGUGAAAGUGCAGACUGUCAGCUUUAAUUUGGUAUUUACAUCCACAUUGGGUGAUCCCCAUUUUAUACACAGUCCCCUUAUUUUAGGGGACCAAAAGUAAUCAGACAAAUGAACAUGAUCUUAAAGUCAGCAUAUGUAGUACUUGGUUGCAAAUCCUUUGCAUUUGGUGAGUGCCUGAAGUCUACAACCCAUAGACUUCACCAGAUGUCGAGUAUCCUUAGGUUCUUGUGAUAAGCUUUAGAAGUUGGGUAUUCUCUUGUGAUAAGCUUUGAAGUAAAAUUUAAACACACUGUAAGAGGUUGGGGAUAUUCUUACAUGCUGUUGCAAUAUUAUAAACUUGCAAAUUGUAAAACUUUUCUGUGGGUAAAAAGGGAAAUUUAAA
This is a messenger RNA of Anguilla rostrata (American eel), 3068 nucleotides long. RefSeq lists its product as uncharacterized. NCBI's taxonomy places the organism in Eukaryota, Metazoa, Chordata, Actinopteri, Anguilliformes, Anguillidae. The record is from RefSeq and is a predicted model, not a curated record. Bases 156 to 1661 code for a protein of 501 amino acids. The transcript is spliced from 14 exons.